UGUAGUCUCGGCACGGGAGAGCUUGUGGCCGCCACCUCGGGCCCUCCCCCGCUGAAAGCCGAAGAGGACCGAAGCGGAUGUAUAUUGCCAUAUUAUUACGAUACCCGAGGUCGUCUUCUCUUGCUUAUUACUUCAAUCCAUUCCCAUCCUCUUCUUUUCUCUCCAUUCUGCCUGUCCUGUUACGUCUUGAUACCCCCUCAUAUACAUCGAAAUGUCUCCUGCUCAACUACGAUCCGCUGGCCGGCUGGCCCAGCUUGCUGGACAUGUGAAUGGCGCGCGACAGUUCUCUACACGGCCGGCUCUGCGUAAAGAGAUUCAGGACGCCUACAUCCUGAGCGCCGCUCGAACUCCUACAGCAAAGUUCAACGGCUCGUUCCUGUCAGUAUCGGCUCCUAAGCUCGGCGCUGUCGCUAUCAAGUCCGCCCUGGAAAAGUCAAAGGUCCCCGUCGAGAAGAUCACCGAUGUAUACAUGGGCAACGUUCUCCAAGGCUCUGUUGGCCAAGCGCCCGCUCGACAGGCCGCCAUCUUCGCUGGUCUGCCCAAGGAGAUCGAGGCUACCACUAUUAACAAGGUCUGCGCUUCUGGACUGAAGGCCGUUGCUCUGGCCGCUCAGAACAUCCAGCUAGGUCUCUCUGAGGCUCAGAUCGCUGGUGGAAUGGAGAACAUGUCACAGGUUCCAUACUACGUGCCCCGCGCCAGUGGUCUUCCUGCUUUUGGCCACGUGAAGAUGGAGGAUGGUCUUAUUAAGGACGGACUUACUGAUGUUUAUGAUCAAUUCCAUAUGGGCAACUGCGCUGAGAACACUGUCAAGAACUACAAGAUCACCCGCGAGCAGCAGGACGAGUACGCUAUCCAGUCAUACCGCAAUGCGCAAAAGGCUUGGGCCGACAAGGCCUUUGCUGACGAGAUCGCCCCCGUUACCGUCAAGUCACGAAAGGGCGAGACUGUUAUCGACACCGAUGAGGGAUUCAACGAGGUCAAGUUCGACAAGAUCCCUACCCUGAAGCCUGCUUUCGUUCGUGACGGAAGUGGCACUGUCACCGCCGCCAACUCAUCGACUCUUAACGAUGGUGCUAGUGCUCUUGUUCUCGGAAGCAAGGCCAUUGCCCAACAGUAUGGCUCUGGCUCGCGCGUUCUGGCCAAGAUCUGCGGUUACGCUGAUGCUGCCACUUCUCCCAUUGACUUUCCUAUCGCUCCCGCCAAGGCUGUCCCCAUCGCUCUCGAGCGUGCCGGUAUCACCAAGGAUCAGGUUGCCAUCUGGGAGUUCAACGAGGCUUUUGCCAGUGUGAUCCUGGCCAACUCUAAGAUUCUGGGUCUUGAGGGUGCCAAGGUUAACCCUCUGGGUGGUGCUAUCUCACUGGGCCAUGCUCUUGGCAGCUCUGGUUCACGAAUCUUGACAACUCUGCUACAUCAGCUUAAGCCUGGUGAGUAUGGUGUUGCUGCUAUUUGCAACGGUGGUGGUGCUGCGACUGCACUGGUUGUCCAGCGUGUUGAGUCUGUAUAAAAAGGUUUAUGAGCCAUAACGAUAGAGUAUUUAUGAUUGAUAGUCGAGGAACAAAGCAAAAUAAGAUAAAAAUUGAAUAAUAGCAAGGAAGAUCAUUUCAGUGCAGCUCGUAUUUUUACCUGCAAUGUGUAUGCCAU
Messenger RNA from Fusarium odoratissimum NRRL 54006, 1641 nucleotides. RefSeq names its product acetyl-CoA C-acetyltransferase. The record is from RefSeq and is a predicted model, not a curated record. The transcript has 2 exons. The coding region runs from base 212 to 1504 and encodes 430 amino acids. Lineage: Eukaryota; Fungi; Ascomycota; Sordariomycetes; Hypocreales; Nectriaceae. Gene Ontology annotation, molecular function: acetyl-CoA C-acetyltransferase activity. Gene Ontology annotation, biological process: fatty acid beta-oxidation.